GUGGUUCAGGCAGUUUCAGGUGCAUUCGGGCUGCUGUUGGAGGCCGAAGCGAGUGAAGUUGAGGUCGGUAUCACCUUCAAAGGCUUCCCGACAUUCAGCAAAGAGGCAUCUCAAGUGGUUUCAUGCGUCCUUCGUGAUCGUAUGGGCCUCUUUAUGAAUCUGACCGCAGACAUCAAUGCGAAUGGAACCGAUUCAGUCUUCAAGUGUCGGCAAUGAAGCUGCAUCAUUGGGGGAGACCAGUUGCCCUCUGAAAGCCACUGAGGACAUCUGGUUUGGAUGCUGUUCCUGCGCCUACUUCACCAGAGAUCAGCGUCAAAUUGUGAGCCACCUGGUUGCCCAUGGUGAUGAACAAGCCAAGUGCCACGACCCCCUCAUGUCUCCUGGCUCUAGGUCCAAAGUGCACAUCAACACUCAUAUGCACAGGGGUGUUAGGUUCUUUAAGUGCAAACUAUGUCCUCAAGCCUUUAAUUGGAAAUCCAAUUUGACCAGGCAUAAUCUAUUGCACACAGGUGAAAAACCUUAUAAGUGCAAACAGUGUCCCCGAGCCUUUGCUCAGUCUGGCAGUCUGGUCUACCACAACCACGCACACACAGGCGAAAAACCAUUCAAGUGCAAGCUUUGUCCCCGCGCCUUUGCUCGCAGUUCAUAUUUGAUGGCACAUAAUCGAACACACAAUGGUGACAUCGCUUAUAAGUGUAAGCUGUGCCCCCAAGUUUGUACAAAGUAUUCCCAACUGAGAAUUCAUUAUCAGGUACACAGUGGUGACAAACCUUAUAAGUGCAACUUAUGUUCCCAAUCCUUUGCACGGAAGUAUACUUUGAGCUGUCAUAAUCGAACGCAUACAGGUGAAAAGCCGUUCAAGUGCAAGUUCUGCUCCCAAAGCUUUUCUCAGAACUCCAGUCUGAUCCGCCAUAAUCGAAGACACAACAGUGAAAAACCUUGAAAAUACCUACAAUGCCCCAAAAGUUUUUCUGUGAAUUGGAGUCUGAUCCACGAGAUUCAAAUGCACGUACCAUAAAAUUCUGUAAGCACACACUCCCUCCAGAGGUCGCCCAUCC
This is a messenger RNA of Ixodes scapularis (black-legged tick), 1058 nucleotides long. RefSeq names its product zinc finger protein 383. Gene Ontology annotation, molecular function: RNA polymerase II cis-regulatory region sequence-specific DNA binding; DNA-binding transcription activator activity, RNA polymerase II-specific. The coding region runs from base 176 to 943 and encodes 255 amino acids. Gene Ontology annotation, cellular component: nucleus. The record is from RefSeq and is a predicted model, not a curated record. Lineage: Eukaryota; Metazoa; Arthropoda; Arachnida; Ixodida; Ixodidae. Gene Ontology annotation, biological process: regulation of transcription by RNA polymerase II. The transcript has 3 exons.